Molecule: messenger RNA, 1958 nt
Organism: Exophiala mesophila
Lineage: Eukaryota; Fungi; Ascomycota; Eurotiomycetes; Chaetothyriales; Herpotrichiellaceae
Exons: 2
Coding region: 235-1539 (434 amino acids)
Source: RefSeq, a predicted model, not a curated record
GCAGUCUACCGUCCUUUCAUCCCUCUCCGGCUUGAGGUCGACAUUGUAACAUCGCAUUAGAGUCCCACAGUCGAGCCAAAUCGCGCGGGCAAUCAGUCUUUCCAGGUCGUGCAACUCAUUCGAACUCGCCCAACACCUGGCAACAGUCGACCGCCUUUCUACAACUUACCAUCACCUCGACCAACUUCGUAACCCACUACUUCUGGAAAACAACAACAAGAACAGACUGAAAUCAUGGCAUCCACCGAAGGGCCUCAGCGCCACCAUGAUCGUCAUGCUCGACGACGACCAUUCGCUGCGUGGAUGCGUCGCCUCGCCAAUCUCAAGACCCUACACUCAGACUCGAACGAUAGUCACGAUGGUGCAAGACGAUCCAACCUCAAUAUGAACAUCAAGUCAAAGAGGGCCAACAUUGCAAAGAAUAACCCAUACCCUCUUUCCUCGAGACCCGACGCAGCUCAUAACCACUCAGCCUACUCGACACCCUUGUCCUCUGUCCGCUCUCGCCAGAGUUCGCUGUCUCAAAGCAAGCAUUCCGUGUCUAUCUCCCACGACAGUCACCUGCACAAUAAAUCAAGAGCCCCAACCCUGGCCACCACAGCCGAGACCACACACUCAGACGCUGCUCCAUCUGGCGCAGGUACGAGCCAAAGUGCCCCGCGGACUGAAGGAGGCAGAGACAGCACAUUUUCGUCGCCAGCGCCGUCAGUGCGGUCCUUUGCCACCACCCUCACCACCGUCCAGUCGAUCGCACCUGCCCAGCACAACCUCCACAACCCGUCAACUUUGUCACAACCAUCCCCCACCCCACCAGCCUUCCAGCUGCAGCCUGCAACUGCUGUGCCAGCCCACCUGGCGCCUCACUCCCACCCAACAACCUAUCAUACAGCGACGGCCAACAACGUGCUCACUGACGAUGCCUCGAUUUUGACGUUGGCGUCUUCGUCCAAACGUCGUCGGCGCAACUCUGUUGACACCAAUGCAUCCAUGAAAGCAUUGGCGCCAGCAUCAAUGUUCGGAGGCAGCCGUGAGUCCCUUCCGCUGUCCGUCUUAUCAGGAACAAUGAUGCAUUCAACCUCCGGAGCGGACACGGCCUCGUUGCGUGAGACGAGCACUUCUGGCGCCGGAGCCGGAGGACAUUCGCGGCCGCUCAACGCCGAGCGAGCUAGUCUGAUCUCGGCCUCCGGAAUUGCCGCUCCUGCCCUGGCCAGUGAACGCAACAGCUACAUUGGAAGCAAAUACGGUGGUGGUGAUGCGGCCAGUGUGCGCAGUGGUCUGUUGGGUGGUGGUGGUCAUGGCCGUACCGAUAGCGUCAGUGGGAGUAUUGGCGGCACCAAGGAUUUGAGAGACAGAGCGGGUGACGGGACGCUGGUCAAUGGUCCAGGCAUGGUCACGGCCCCCACGAGUCCCCUGAUCGACGGCCCUGGCUCUGCUACGGCUUAUACUUCUGCCUUGGGUGACGUCUCUGAAGCCUUGAAGGACGACGACGACGGUGAUGAUCAACAAGUUAUGCAUGACAGACCAGUUCUUGGACGAUGAGUCUCGGACCUGGUCGUGACCUCGACCUGCCCUGUCCCAGAGCUGGAGACGAACUGCAUGAAACAUUCAACUUGAGUUAAAAUACAGCGGUCGAAACUUGUUGCUCGACGUCGCAUAUCCUUAUCCGCCUACGCACCAACGCACCCUCGCGAGUCGUUGCAUUGCUUUUGCUUCGGGAUGCUAGAAGCUAGAAGCCAGAACCUGGCUGGUCUAGCUUAUUACGAGGCCUACACUUUGAACCAUUUGAUGAUACCCAAAGCUUAUCUAGACACUACUGUGUUUGUCAUGGCAUGAUAUAUCUUUACCUCAUACACGACCGCGUUCCUAUUUAAUAGAUCCUCCUGGUUCUGAUUCUGAGUUAGGCUUCUUUCGCUUCGUAUAUCUUGAUCAUGGGCUCCUUAAACUAUCUAUCGGUCCUU